AAACAAAAAGUCAUAAAAGCUCUUCUCUUCCACGUUCCAAUCUAAGCUCAUUCUCCCUCUUCCUUUGCUUUCCAAAGCACCCUUAUCUAUAUGGAGGGUCCAAUUCCAGUUUCACCAACCAUCGCACGCCACGUGAUGGCUGUGCCAUACCCAGGUCGAGGCCACGUCAACCCCAUGAUGAACCUCUGCAAGCUGCUCGUGUCCAAGAACCCCAACAUCCUCGUAACCUUCGUGGUCACCGAGGAAUGGCUUGGCUUUGUUGGCUCCGAUCCCAAACCCGACAACAUCAAAUUCGCCUCAAUCCCCAACGUUAUUCCCUCCGAACAUAAUCGAGCCAACGACUUCGUCAACUUCCUUCAAGCCGUUAUGACAAAGAUGGAAGCCCCUUUUGAUCACCUACUCCAUCGCCUUGAUCUGCCUCCAACAAUGAUAAUAUACGACACUUACCUCUUCUGGGUGGUUCGCGUUGCCAACCGCCGGAGCAUUCCCGUUGCGUCGUUUUUUCCUAUGUCGGCGUCGUUUUUCUCCUUGCUUACACACUACCGUCUUCUGGACCAAAACGGUCACUAUCCCGUAAACGUGUCAGAGGGUGAGAAACGUGUGGAUUACAUUCCGGGGAACACGUCAAUUCGUCUGGCAGAUUUUCCAAAUAACGAUGGAAGCUGGCAGAGCCGCAAAUUGUUGCAAAUGUCCUUGGAUAUUAUACCAUGGGUGCAUAAAGCGCAAUAUCUGUUAUUUUCUUCAGUAUAUGAGCUUGAGCCUAAAGCCAUUGAUGCUUUGAAAGCAGAGUUCUCUAUACCCAUUUACACUAUUGCCCCUGUCAUUCCUUAUUGUGGUAAUGGCCAAAUUGAUGGCUCUCUCAGCACCAACCAUGCUGACCUUGGCUACUUUCAGUGGCUUGACAACCAACCCUCUGGCUCGGUGCUAUACAUCUCACAAGGGAGCUUUCUUUCGGUUUCAAGUGAACAAAUAGAUGAGAUCGCGGCUGGUUUGCGCGACAGUGGUGUUCGGUUCUUGUGGAUAGCGCGCUUGGAGACUUCUAGGUUGAAAGAGUUAUGUGGGGAUAGCGGACUAGUUUUGCCAUGGUGUGAUCAAUUGAGGGUGUUGCAGCAUCCUGCUAUAGGGGGGUUUUGGUCUCAUUGUGGGUGGAAUUCCACUAAGGAAGGUAUUUUCAGUGCUGUUCCUUUCCUUACCUCUCCAAUUUUAAUGGACCAACCCCUUAAUAGUAAGUACAUAGUCGAGGAUUGGAAGAUUGGGUGGAGGGUGAACGAAGAGGUUCAACAGAACACUUUGAUUAAAAGAGAUGAAAUUGCUAGCCUUGUUAAAAAGUUUAUGGAUUUAGGUAGUGAUGAAGCAAGAGAUAUGAGGAAAAGAGCCAGAGAGCUUCAGCAGCUAUGUCGGAAUGCAAGUGCCAGUGGUGGAUCAUCAGAAACUAAUAUGAAUGCCUUUCUUGGGCAUAUAUUACACGUUGCAAAGCCAUAGAGUAAGAUGUAUGGUCUCGUUUUAAUGCUCUAGUAUCUUUUAGUAUCUUUCAAAAGUGUAGGAUCCGUUAUCAAAUCUCCUGAUCAUAAAAAUUCAUGAUUCAUGAUGUGUUAGCUUCAUGAUGUGAUAAAAUAAACUGUCAUAUUGUUGGACGUUGGAAGAUUUUGUUGCGUUAAUAAAGAAGGGGAACCCUUACAUGUGUUACAUGGUACAUUAGUAAAGGGUUCCUGACCUUCAUGCUAGUUUUGAAUUUUACUGCAUGUGUUGUCUGUCUUUUUUUAUAUGUGUAUUGUUAAAGCUAAUUUUCUUAAAUAGUCGGAGAUCUUGAGCAAUCUAGAUCUG
Messenger RNA from Abrus precatorius (Indian licorice), 1824 nucleotides. RefSeq names its product UDP-glycosyltransferase 87A1-like. The transcript has 2 exons. Bases 91 to 1482 code for a protein of 463 amino acids. Gene Ontology annotation, molecular function: UDP-glycosyltransferase activity. The record is from RefSeq and is a predicted model, not a curated record. NCBI's taxonomy places the organism in Eukaryota, Viridiplantae, Streptophyta, Magnoliopsida, Fabales, Fabaceae.